AUGGAUAAGUACACGAACAGACACCAUCCUGAUUUCAUUCCUGGUACUUUCAAUAUCUAUCAUUCUAAAUUAUUGGAAAAUGGAUUAAUCCAUGGUUCAAGAUUGAAAAAGGAUAGUAAUGGUGUUAUUUUAAUUCCACAACCUUCGGACUCUCCCAAUGAUCCUUUGAACUGGUCAGUCAUUAGGAAAUUGGCACAUUUUGCCUUGAUGGCAUUUAUCACUGCCUUCACUGCCGCUACUAGUAAUGACGCGGGUGCAGCACAAGAUUCUUUGAACGAAAUUUAUGGAAUCAGUUACGAUGCCAUGAACACUGGUGCAGGUGUCUUAUUUUUAGGUAUUGGAUGGGCCACCUUGUUCUUGGCUCCCUUUGCUAAUUUGUACGGAAGAAAGAUUACCUAUCUAAUCUGUAUCACAUUGGGUUUAUUAGGCGCAUUAUGGUUUGCGUUAGCAAGCAGUACCAAGGAUACCAUUUGGUCGCAAUUAUUUGUCGGGAUUAGUGAGUCCUGUGCUGAAGCUCAAGUUCAGUUGUCCUUGACUGAUAUUUAUUUCCAACAUCAACUUGGAUCUGUGCUUACCGUCUACAUUUUAGCAACAUCUAUCGGUACCUUCUUGGGACCUUUAAUUGCUGGUUACAUUGCUUCUUUGACUAGCUUCCGCUGGGUAGGCUGGUGUGCAGUCAUCAUAUCUGGGGGUUUAUUGGUAUGGAUUGUCUUUGGCUGUGAAGAAACCUAUUUCGACAGAAAACAAUAUCGUACUCCGUUGACCUCGCAGAAGGGAUAUAGUGGUGUUGAAGAUGGUUCUAGUUACCAAAACUCUUCAAACCUUUUGGAGAAGAAGACCAUGUUGAUUGAACAAUUUGCAGAUAGUAAGAAUAACGACUCUAAGAUGAACGAGGACUCGAAUGAAGUCACCAACAGAUAUGCCGAUUAUCCAGAGGCUUAUGAAAACGUUGAAGAAUUGAUCGAUGGUUCGAAAGAAAAAAUGAAACCGUAUUACAAAAGAAUUCAACUUAUCACCAAGUCUGGUAACCUUAGAGGGUAUGGUUUCAAGCAAUACUUCAAAUAUAUUGGUUUCAACUUGAGAAUGUUUUUAUUCCCACCUGUCUGGCUAUCUGGUAUGUUUUGGGGUAUUCAAGAUGUUUUUCUUUCCUUCUAUUUGACUACCGAGGAUACCGUGUUCUAUGAAGCGCCUUGGAACUACUCGGACUAUGGGGUUGCAAUUAUGAAUGUACCCACGUUGAUCGGGGCGGUCAUCGGAUGUUUCUACGCUGGUGUUAUUAGCGAUUAUUUUGUUUUAUGGAUGGCACGUAAAAAUAAUGGUAUCCUUGAAGCCGAAUACAGAUUAUAUUUUGCUGCUGCCACUGCUAUCAUCUGUCCAGCGGGUUUAUUGAUGUUUGGUAUUGGUACAGAUAGAAACCUACCAUGGCAAGUUAUUUAUGUUGGUUUGGGCUUUAUCGGUUUUGGAUGGGGUUGCUCAGGUGAUAUUGCCAUGUCUUAUCUAAUGGACUGCUAUCCGGAGAUGGUGCUAGAAGGUAUGGUUUGUACCGCUAUCAUCAACAACACAAUAUCUUGCAUUUUCACGUUUGUUUGUUCUUACUGGCUAGACGCAUCGGGGACUGAAAAUACUUACAUCGCUCUUGCCGUUAUAAAUUUCGCAGUCACACUUUUGGCCCUUCCUAUGUAUAUCUACGGAAAGAGAAUUCGAAUGUGGACCAAAAAGUGGUACAAUGCUUCCAUUGAUCUUAGAGAUGGUAUUUAA
This is a messenger RNA of Kluyveromyces lactis, 1758 nucleotides long. RefSeq names its product Hol1p (gene HOL1). Gene Ontology annotation, biological process: transmembrane transport. Gene Ontology annotation, cellular component: fungal-type vacuole. Lineage: Eukaryota; Fungi; Ascomycota; Saccharomycetes; Saccharomycetales; Saccharomycetaceae. The transcript has a single exon. The record is from RefSeq and is a predicted model, not a curated record. Bases 1 to 1758 code for a protein of 585 amino acids. Gene Ontology annotation, molecular function: transmembrane transporter activity.